ACAGCCCAAAUAGGUGGAUAAGUCCAAAAAAUUCACUCCCUCACACUUAUUUCCGAUUUUGGCGUUACCUUUUUUUAGAAAGAGUGUGUUGUUUUUUUCUUUUCCUGAAUCUACAUCUCGGUGGACUUCUCUCUCUUCUCGUUCUAAUCAUAUAAUGGGGUUGUCCUUUGGCAAGCUUUUCUCAAAACUCUGCGCUAAGAAAGAGAUGCGAAUUCUCAUGGUUGGUCUUGAUGCUGCUGGUAAAACCACAAUAUUGUAUAAACUCAAGUUAGGGGAGAUUGUCACCACCAUUCCUACUAUUGGAUUUAACGUGGAGACUGUGGAGUAUAAGAACAUUAGCUUCACUGUGUGGGAUGUUGGUGGUCAGGAUAAGAUUCGACCAUUGUGGAGACACUACUUCCAAAACACACAAGGGCUUAUUUUUGUGGUUGACAGCAAUGAUCGCGACCGUGUUGGCGAGGCUAAAGACGAGUUACACAGGAUGCUGAAUGAGGACGAACUAAGAGAUGCUGUGUUGCUUGUUUUUGCAAACAAGCAAGAUCUUCCCAAUGCAAUGAAUGCUGCUGAAAUAACUGAUAGACUUGGCCUAAACUCUCUGCGCCAGCGCCACUGGUAUAUUCAAAGUACGUGUGCUACUUCUGGUGAAGGUCUAUACGAGGGACUAGACUGGCUUUCAAAUAACAUUUCAGGCAAGGCUUCCUUCAAAUGAUAGAAUUGUGUUCGUCUACAUCAAGAUUUGUUGGCGUCAGUGCUGUUGUAGUUUUAUGAUCUUUUAUUACCCUUGGUGUGUUGUCUUGUUCUUCUUCCUGUCUAAUCUGAUUUCAAUUCAAAUAAAUACUAUUGAUAUGCAUUCCUAAUAUUUAUUUUUUUAAUUAAUGACAUCUUGAUGUACAUUACCUUCUUGUUCCAUGCAAUAGACACUAAGUUUUACCUUA
Messenger RNA from Glycine soja, 935 nucleotides. Its product is annotated as ADP-ribosylation factor 1-like. NCBI's taxonomy places the organism in Eukaryota, Viridiplantae, Streptophyta, Magnoliopsida, Fabales, Fabaceae. Gene Ontology annotation, molecular function: GTP binding; GTPase activity. Gene Ontology annotation, biological process: vesicle-mediated transport; intracellular protein transport. Bases 155 to 709 code for a protein of 184 amino acids. Gene Ontology annotation, cellular component: cytoplasm. The transcript has 6 exons. The record is from RefSeq and is a predicted model, not a curated record.